GUUCACAGUACUACCCCUAGAAUCUAUCUUAUAAAGGCUGAAUCUAUAGAUCUCUGGUAGCAUGGCCCAAACCCUAUUGCAAAAAGACUUUGCUCAACAUUUAACCUCUUUACAACAUUUGAUACUGUACUUCUCAGCCUUGCGGGAAUCUUCAACAUACCUAACACCUUUUCAAUCAUGUCUGAAUCAGCAGCAGGAGACGGUGAUGCUAUUUUCAAGCUCUACCGAUAUGACCCGUCAAUGGCAGCGGCUGUCAUCUUCAUCAUUCUUUUUCUAUCGGUCACUACAUUGCAUACAUAUCAACUUGUCCGAACCAAGACGUGGUUUUUCUGUUGCUUUGUCAUCGGCGGCUACAUGCAGGUGAUUGGUUACAUCGGUAGAGCUGUCUCUUCCAGCGAAAGCCCCAACUGGACGGUGAAGCCCUAUGUGGUCCAGACUUUGCUGUUGCUUAUCUCACCAGCUUUAUUUGCGGCGAGCAUUUACAUGAUCCUCGGACGUAUCAUCAUCAUUACCGACGGCGAACGGCACUCACCUAUCAAGAGGGUCUGGCUGACAAAGAUCUUUGUCGUCGGUGAUGUCGCCUCCUUUAUUCUUCAAGGCGCAGGUGGUGGCAUGAUGGCAGGCGGUUCCCUCGAGGCUCUUCACAAUGGCGAACGCAUCGUCAUUAUAGGCCUCAUAGUUCAAAUCGUCUUCUUCUCACUCUUUGCCGUGACUGCGGCCGUAUUUCAUAUGAGACUCGUGGGUUCCAUGUCCGCAAAGGCAGCUGUAUCAGGGAUUCCAUGGCAGAGGUACCUCUAUACGCUGUACACCGCGUCUGGUCUGAUCCUUGUGCGGUCGGUCUUUCGCCUGAUCGAAUACGCACAAGGCAAUGCGGGCUAUCUUAUUUCCCAUGAAGCUUACCUUUACAUCUUUGACAGCGUCUUGAUGUUCCUCGCGAUGGUGUUGUUCGCAUUUGAGCACCCAAGUCAGCUGAAUGCCAAACUGAACGGAGGGGGAACGGCUGUCAGAAAUGGGAUUCGAUUGUAUUGGGAGAAGUAGGAAGUGAUACUGCUUUGUAGCUAUUAUGGACUCUGGCAGUCCUAGACGUUCAAAUGCUAUAUUGAAGGUCACUGAGAUGAGGUCUCGAGCAGCUUGAUAAUUUAGAUCUGAAAAGCCACCAACAUUAGAUUUCCCCUUUGUCCAUAGGAUUUAGUUUUAAACCUGUAAAUCACUGCAAUGAAUGCUUGCUUGCAAGAUAAGG
This is a messenger RNA of Fusarium oxysporum Fo47, 1240 nucleotides long. Its product is annotated as RTA1 like protein-domain-containing protein. Bases 178 to 1038 code for a protein of 286 amino acids. The record is from RefSeq and is a predicted model, not a curated record. NCBI's taxonomy places the organism in Eukaryota, Fungi, Ascomycota, Sordariomycetes, Hypocreales, Nectriaceae. Gene Ontology annotation, cellular component: membrane. The transcript is spliced from 4 exons.